AUGUGUGGAAAAUGCAGAGCUUUGCCAAAAGGAAAUAUGCUUCUUAUGUCCAACGCGAUAAUGAAGUGCUCCUGAGAAAGUCAUAGCUACUUCGGCUUUUAAGUUCAGGGGUGGAACUUUGUCCUUUAAGCAUACGGGACUUUCUGUCCCCGGCUCUGGAUCUAGACCAAUGUCAUGCAGCAGGAGCAAGAACCCAGUUACCGUCCAGCUAGGCCAGCAUCCAAGUCUAAGGAGAAAUCGAGGGCAACUAAACGCAAGAUGCUGCUGAUUAGAGGAAGAAGGGAGAUUAUGAACAGUUUUUAGGAUAUGUUUGCACACAGCAAAAUAAAGACACCUGCCCUCAAGCAGGCAACGUUUGUGCUCGCAGAGAAAGCGGGCAGUGAGCAGCAUGGUCUCCAGCACAAGCUGGCUGUUUCAGUGCAGACUCGGGGUUGGGGCCAGGACCUGCACCUGCAGCACUGCACUUGGGGGGUGGUUGACUCCUGCCGGGAGAUCUUUUUUGCUAAAGUAAUCUGCUAAACUGAAGUCAGCGGAGGGCUGCAAGCCCCCCUCCUACGUGCGCAGGGGUGUGCAGACCUGCUCCAAGGAAAAUCAUAGCUGCUUCGAUUUUAUCACCUAACCUGCUGCUGAAUGACUCAUCUGUUAUCAGGCAGCGCCCACCCAGAAAAGAUUAGUUUGAGCUGCUGCAAGCCUCUUCAUUCAGUUCGUCUGAGCGUAUUACAAUUACCAGUGAAUGUCUAAUCCCCAUAGACAUCUUAAAAAAAAAAAAAAAUACUGUCUGCUAUGGAAGUAACUCGCUGCCCCCUCUUCUGCACGACACCUUACUGUGAAAGCAGCUGUGCACGCAACCGUCGCUUCGUCAGGGCAAUUUUCUCCCCCGAGCUAAGCGGGGCCCUGCAGCCCGCGCUACCUGCAAGGACCCGGGGGCGGCGGCGGCCCCCCUCGCUGCCUGCGGGCCGGCUCCGGGGCGGCGGCGCGAGGCCGGUCCCACCGCGCGGGCCGGGCUGCGGCGGGGCCGAGCGGGCCGCGGGCGCGGAGGCUCCGGGCGGCUGCGGCGGAGCCUCGGCCCCGGGGCGGCAGGCGCCAGAAGACCAUCAGGAUGAAGCGGUUCAUGGCCAUGCUGAAUAGGCAUAAAAACAAGGAUCCGCCACCAGCCAAACUGCUGGAUCUAGCAGGACAGCUUUGCCAGGACUUCCAGAGCUCAUCUCCCACCCUGGAGAAGCUGGUUGGGGCCAUUAUGGGAUGCAAACACAAGACUUAUUUUCUCACCAACGUCCACAUAGUCCGAGCUUGUGUGUUGGUUCAUGCCCGUAAAGGACAGCACGACACAGCCUGCAGACUCCUGGAGUGUUGCAGGGCAGAAGAAAAGGAGGAGCUGGUACAGCUGUGGCAUGAGAUUCACUACCAGCAGGUUAUGGAGAAGCACCGCACGGACUUCCUGACCCCCCUGCAGAAGUUCCGCUGCAGGAAGAGGAAUCCUCCACCUGUUUCCCUUUGUCCUGAAGGUUUGAAGAAUCGAAACUAUCCAGAUAAAGUCCGCCAGGAGCUGCGCAGGUUUGCAGCAGAGGUGACGACAAAUCCAAACAAGGAGCAGCGGGAGGGAUUGGCUCAGGACAUGAAUCUGCAGCCAACUCAGGUCUAUAACUGGUUUGCAAAUUAUCGACGUCGUCAAAAAUCCCGGCUUGCUUGCGUGGAAAAGGUCACCAGCUCGUGCUCUGAGAAGGCUUUGACUCACCAUGCAAAGGAGCAGCAGGACAGAGGAUGCUGUGCUCCACAAACUGCAGAUGGAUCUUAUGCAGGCAUCAGCUCUGAGCAGAUGGAGAUAACCCUUUUGCCCAGUGACCCGGGGUGGGAGCAGUCAGCUGCAGACCUGGAUAAGUCUCCUGAAGGAACGUAUUUAAAGAUGCUGGAAUCCAGCUUUAUGCACAGCACUGAGCUGUACGAGGCAAGGACCAGCAAGGCUUUGCUGACCGCUCCCAAUACUGAACGACCUGCAGCGUUUCGCCCUGAGGCUGUGCUGGAACCAGGGACCUGCUUUAGCCCUGCUGUCCUGCAGACCAGAGAAGCAGCAAGCAGUACUGAUGCCAGUCCCCAGCUGGAUAACUUUGUCCUGUGCUCUUGCGGAUCGCUUACCUUCCCUGGCGAACAGCUGGCCGUGUGGCAGGCCCCUUCCAGUGCCAGAGGAGUCUCUGGCUCCAUGUGGACCCCGAGUAGAGAAGCAGGUCUCAGAGCCCCCUUGAGCAGGGCCCCUCAAGGUGGCUGUAUUGAGGCCAGUUCAGGAGGCAUCAUUCAGCAGUCAGAUUUAGAGGAGGAAAGCUUCAUCCUUAGAGAAGAGCAGCUAGGGGCUCUGGAAGCUAUUCUGCCCCACAGUUCCUGUCAGACUGUGUUUAGCAAACCUCAGUGCCCACCUGUUUCUGCACCGUGCGUGGAGGCCAGCCAAGCCUUGGGACAAAGCCAGGUACCAGAGGAUCCAGCUGGUGACCCAUCAACCAACGACACAUUCUGGGCAGCAUGGCUGCUCUUUGAAUUCUCAGCCGGGGGACGAAUGUGACCUGCCUGCAGAGAAACUAAAUGUGGUCUGCACUUCUCCAGGAAUCACUUCAUCCUCUCCUGUUUUUCUCCCCCCUCCGCCCCCCCCUUUUUUUGAUGA
Messenger RNA from Dromaius novaehollandiae (emu), 2650 nucleotides. RefSeq names its product anomalous homeobox (gene ANHX). NCBI's taxonomy places the organism in Eukaryota, Metazoa, Chordata, Aves, Casuariiformes, Dromaiidae. The transcript is spliced from 10 exons. Bases 1100 to 2551 code for a protein of 483 amino acids. The record is from RefSeq and is a predicted model, not a curated record. Gene Ontology annotation, biological process: regulation of transcription by RNA polymerase II; regulation of skeletal muscle cell proliferation; skeletal muscle fiber development. Gene Ontology annotation, cellular component: nucleus; transcription regulator complex. Gene Ontology annotation, molecular function: DNA-binding transcription factor activity, RNA polymerase II-specific; RNA polymerase II cis-regulatory region sequence-specific DNA binding.